Brassica napus (rape) is the source of this 5677-nucleotide messenger RNA. RefSeq lists its product as uncharacterized. The transcript is spliced from 7 exons. The coding region runs from base 2414 to 2653 and encodes 79 amino acids. The record is from RefSeq and is a predicted model, not a curated record. NCBI's taxonomy places the organism in Eukaryota, Viridiplantae, Streptophyta, Magnoliopsida, Brassicales, Brassicaceae.
AGGAGGGAAGAGAUUAGGUGAAAAGUAUGGGCUACAGCUGCAACUCGAUGUACAAAUAAUCCGUGACAAAUAAAGAUUGCUUAGGUCGAGAAAAAGUGUGCGCAUUGAAUUCUUCCAAACUUUAAAUCCAUUGAAGUUGAAACUGAAGAGUAGUGGCAAAAUAUUUUAUGCAUCAUAAUACCCUGAAACACUUUAGACUAAGGUGUGACAGAGUCAAAAAUGGCUACGAAGGCGUCACAUUUUUUUCUUCUUCUAUAUUUGCUUCUUCUGUGUUUAUCUUAUUCCUCUCAAGUUCGAGCAACACACCGCAUACUAGGUCAGUACAUCUAUGUAUAUAUCUUUCUCUUAUCACCAAAGUUAUCUUAAUCGCAAAACUCUGAGUCAUACUGGAUUUGAAAAUUUAGAGCUUAGAAGUUUAAUAAGUAUAUCACUGAAAAUGAUAUUAUGGAAAAGAGAAUUGGGUUUCUAAUGUCAUGAGAAUUUUACUUAAGAUUGAGGGCUAAUUAAUAUGCGUAUCAUGGUGAAACAGUAAGGCAAGAAAACGAAAGCCUUGUAGACGCCAUCCUCCACGACCACAAUUGAAAACGUAGGAUGCGUGUAUAAAUGUGUAACACCUUCAUCUCCCGUCAAAUGUAAAAUACCACACCUCGCUAUUUACUAAUCGACGUCAAGUUAUUAGACACAUACCCAUUAUUUGUCGUCUAUACUCUAUAUUACGUGCUACAUGACUUUUAUUUUCUACAUUUCAAAAAAUAGGUUUCUACUUUCUAGGUUCGAGUCGGUUCUUUCAUCACUUCGACUAACCGAAAUUGGAACUAUAUGUAACUUUGAACGUUGACUAUUAUCAUUGUUUGUAUCAUAUCUCUUUAUAUUAUUCUUACUCAUGACAUUACAUAAUCUAUAAAAAAGCUUGGCAGAAAGUCCUCGUGCUGACGUAGAUGAUAAAAUUACGUUGAACGGAAAAGGUUGAUAUUGAAUGAUGCUUCCUUUGCUAUAUAAAUCAUGGGCUGGUCUUGUAAUGGCAAUGUGACAAACGAAGUCUAACACUUACCCCAAAAUGGUUACACAAACAUCACGCACUGUUUAUCUGCUAUCUUAUAUGCUUCUUCUGCUUUUGUUUAUCUCCUCUCAAGUUGGAGUCGGCGAAGCUAUACGCUACGAACUAGGCCCAAAGUCCUCGCCGUGUCCACCAUCGUAUCCCAUGUCUUAUCCGCCUCCUGGACCGCCCUCCAUUUAUUUUCCGCCUUCUAAAUCGCGAAAAGGAAGAGGUCCAUAAAUGAAGAAGAGGAGGAAGGCGGCAUAGUCGAGUUACUAUAUGCACGUUUAUACCUUGUAGUAAAGAUAAAUUAUCCACCUAGUUAAUUAUCAUCAUUAUUAAAAUAAAGUUGGAAAUAAAAGUAAACAUUACUGCGUAAUAAUUAAUAGUGUAUAUUUUUGUAAGAUGACCAUAUAAUAUUUUUUUAGGUCUUUAGCUUUGUUGACCGUGACAUUCGGACCAUCAUCACUGCCAAGCGAAAGUGAAAGAACUUUGCUUCUUUCUCUUGUCUCUUUUGCAGAGUCGGUCCUACAAAUUUUAGGGUUAGAAACAAAAAAAAAAAGUUGUUUGUUAAGCAAACGAACCCAAGUUACAAACAGUAAGAUCCAUAUAAUGUAAUUUUGCCACUAGACUAAAGAAGAACCCUGAAAAAUGUAGGCGAAAGUAUUAUUAAAAUUAAGCGGCCGGAAGCCUGAGCUUACUUCGCUUGCAUCAAGGGCCGGCACUGCUCUUUGGCUUAGAUAACUGAUCUUCACAGAUCUUCUCCCUAACUCCAUUAUGUUUUUUCACCUUUUUUGCUAUAGUGGUGCUUGAUGAUUUUAUAAAUCUAACUCUUUCAUUAAUUUGAAUAUUAACAAUUUAGCAAAAAAAUAAAAUAAUUAGGUGUAGUUAUAUUCUUUACGAUGUUUCAAAAAUCUUUUCAUAUGAAAUUUUCUUAUGUUGGUUGUCCAGUUUCGGUUUGAAUGUCUAGAACUACUUUUAGUUUAAGUAAUAGAAUGAUCGUUUGAUAUAAAAAAAAGUGUUGUGUUAAAAAUAUAUUUGAAAAAAUUUCUACAACUAAAUUAUUUGAUGGUUGACGCAAAUAGAAGAUUACUAUAUCUCAAUUUAUGAUCACUCUUUUGUGAAUACGGUUUGUUUCAAGUUUACAUUGUUGACUAUUUGGGCCAUAAAACAACAAAGCAAAACCAGUGUUCUUUUAUUUUUUGAACGUGUUCAUACAUGCCAAAAACAAAACAAAAACAUGUGAAAGUCGUAACGCGGGAACAAAAAAUCAAACAAGUGGCAAGUACAUCAGUUAGGCGUUGGUUAUAAAUGUACAUCAAAUUAUGAAAAUUUAUAUAUAUUUAUAGUUAUUUGAAACUAGAAGAGCGCAAGGCAAUGAAGACAUCAGUUGUUCCUUUCCUUCGUCUGCUUCUUUGUGUAUUCUUUGUGAUCGAUCUUGCAGGAACAACAAUACCAGGUGGUAAAAUGGUUCCGGAAAUAAGCACUCCUCCAUCAGGAUCAUGUGGAGCUGCUAUUGCAAAAGACGAUUCACCACAAACACUAGCUAGAAGACCACCAUGUAGACGUCCUCGAUUGCAAAACUCAGAAGAUGUAACCCACACUACACUCCCUUGAACUAUAAGAGAAAUACUCGAUCUGCAUGACUGCAUGAAUUGUUGUUUAAGAAUUCUUGAAGCAAUACUUGUUGAACCGUGAUUUUAACAAUAUGACAAAACUAAAUAAGUGUGUAAUAUAAUAAUAUAAACAGAAUAAAAAUUACAAUAACUGAUACCAAACUUUUUAAAAAGAACUAUUAUGUGUGGUGGUAAUUGCCCUUAUUGUGACGGUUUUGAUCCAUCAAAAUCCUGAUAUACAUUCAUAUUUUGACUAUUAUACAACUCAAUAAUAUAAAGGCUAACAAACCAGAAAUCUUUUUUUUUCUUUAUAAACCUAAAUCUAUAUUGUCCUCUCAACUUCAAAAGAAAAACAAAGAAGGAGAUUGUGUUUGAUUUGUUGCAAGUGCGUAUGAGAACUGGAGACCUUUUUUCCUUAUCACAAUACUAAAAGGGAGAUAUCUAGACUUCUUAGGGUGUCCACGUAGGCAUGGAAAUUCAAGCCAAUCAUAAGUCAAGAAUGUGCCAUGUCAUCAAAUACAUUCAUAACUUUUACAGAUCGAUUCGCCUCCGGCAAAGAGCAAAAUAAUUUUCUCGAUUCACCUUCUCCCACAAACCGUAAUAUCUCUCACCUUUUCUAAAUGUAAAUGCACAAUCGAAACAGCUCUGGAACUGAAGAGGAUAUUAUGGCCUCCACUGGUUCAUGAUCAUUAUAUAAGCUGUCUAGGAUUGUGAUUCACCUCCUUAUCUCAAGAAAGCUAAGCCGAUUGCUGGUUCUGCCUCUCAGAAGGACAUCCAGUAUCUGAGCACGGAAGGUGUGAUCUCCGCUCCAGUAUGGUGCCAACACAACACGUCACUCCAUAGCUUAUGAUGCCUUCAGGUCAGUCUCUGUCUUCGUAAGUGUUUUUUUUUUCAUUCAGCAGGAUGUGUGACAGGCUUUUCACAGCAACCUCUCAUCCCCUUUCUGAAUUUAUCUUCUUUCUUAACAACCAUUGUUAACAAUUGAGUGACAUGGUUAAGGUAAAGAACAUGCAUGAGCUCGCAUCCACAUCUUUCUCAAUCUCUCGCUCUAUUUCUUCUGUUUAGUUUAUUGCUAAAUUUUUAAGCUUUCUUGAUUGGAUCAAUGGCUGAAAGAGCUUUGCAUCAACAGCUUGGAGACCACAAAGAGGCGUACUUAUAAAAUCUGUGUCUAUACUCCGCACUUGGCUCUUUGAACAUUGCCUCCAUCUUAAGAGACAUCCUUCUUACUUCUCUUUGUUUAAUUAAUAACUAUUUCCAGCUUUUUGCAGAUAUCCAAAGAAAAUCAGACAAAAUCAUGCUUCCGAAGCAGACUUCCUCAGGGUCAUUAAGAUGCUUAACUAGACAAUAGGAGUGGUGCUCGAGUAUAUGAAAGAUACACAGACUCAAAGAAGAGAGGACAUUAUCUUCUUGCUUCUGUGCGAUUGUUAGAAGUGAGUUUUGAGUACUCCUUAUGGAAGAACAUUGAUAGCCUCUGUCACUUUAGCUUUCACUGAACAUUGAUAAUCCAGGUUCGUUCGCUAAGGAUCCUGUCCUUAUUUCUUUUACUCUAUUACAAGGCUUUUACCAUAAUGCCUCCCAGGACAACUUUGUCUGAUUUUUUCUUGACAGCCCUUUUGUGUCCACUUGCUUCUUACAAGUUACAAUAUUUAGCAAUCGUCGAAAGCAGAACUGAACAUUUACUCGAAGUGAUCAACUCGAGAGAUGAUGUGCUUGGGACGUUGAUGAGAAGGUGUACGUAUCUCAGGUAUGUGGAAGCUGGAUUGAUGGAUAGGUUCUAUACGCAGAUGAGAUAUUGAAAUAUGGGUUUGAAUGUGAUUAAGACUUCUUAUGUCCUUUGGAGGUUUUGAAGAAUGUGCAGGAAGCUGUUAGGGAUAUGAUGAUAUUGUCUUCAAUGGUCUACCAUCGACUGAGCCAUUCUAGGUGUUCAAUGAGAUUAGUAAGUACUGAAGAAGAGGGUUACAACUCCUGUUAUCAUUUCUCUGGCCAAGGGUGUGGAAGCAGAGUUUGAACCUCAUAAUCUGAUUGUUACUCAUGUUCGAAUGAUCUAACGAGCAUGUAAAAUCACUUUUCAUGUAUUCUUUGUAUGUUUGCUAGAAUAGAUGAAUGUUUGAUGUCAUCCUCCUUAGUAAUUUCAUGACAGAGAGAUUUUGUUUGUUAUUGUUUUGCUACUGUGUAUUGAUUAUUCACCAGAAAUACCAAAUUGCUUGAUUGAGUUUAGUGUUAGUAAGAAUCAAAAGCAGCUACUGUUACCAACUGCAUCCACGGCUAGCCACCUCUUCCUUCCUAGAAGGGCUGUGAUUAUUCACCAGAAAUACCAAAUUGCUUGAUUGAGUUUAGUGUUAGUAAGAAUCAAAAGCACCUACUGUUACCAACUGCAUCCAUGGCUAGCCACCUCUUCCUUCCAAGAAGCGUCAGCCCCAAUAAAUGGAAUUCUAAGUUUAGCUUCUUCGUAAGUUUCCCUUGAUCAUUCCAAUCUAAGAAGCAGGAAUGCGUAGGUAUAGGGAAAAAAAAAAGCUCCAGAUGCAGAGCUUCACUUUUAUAUAGUCAAAGAAUGAUUCGUGAGAAUAACUCUAACACCGAAAGCUGUUAAAAAACUAUAAACUGGUAAGCUCAUAUACAACUCCUCAAAUUGUCCCUAAGUCUUUUAUUUUUUUAUUGCCUAAAGAAAGUAUUUGUGCAGAUUCUUCUGGUAGCUUUCACACGGGUGAAUGGCAUCAACAAGCAAGGAAACAUCACUGUGCUAGAUAAAUAUGGAGGGGGGAAACCCUUCUUCUGCAGAACAAAAUAAAAGGACGGAACCAUCUUGAUGCGACCUAUCUUUGCCUCAUGUCUGCGUUAUUCACUUCGACGUUGGCUAAGCAGUGGCGGGAAGUUUUGUUUUAUUACUUGGGUUUUAAGUUAUCGUCUGGCUGCUGGAACAUGAUUUAGCGAGACAUUGUCAUCUUUUUAUAUGAAAUCCAUGAAAAGACUAUUAUGAUUUAAUCUGUUAUGGGUAUUGUUAUAGCUUUCAAGAAAAUUUAUGAGA